GUUGGUUGCGCUGCGAGUCGUUCCCUGUCAGCCAAUUUGCUCUUGCGGCGUGACACGUGUGGGCCCUUACAUGCAUCUCCAAGCGUGAACCCGCUUUCGGCCAGGUGCCAAUGGUGUCGGUGUACCCGGGAGGAACACAGCACGUGCAGGACAAGGGUGAUCAAUCAUAAUGGCGGUCCCACCCGCCCAGCAGCAGAGCGGCGUUGAAUCUAAUCAGCAGUCUGCUACAGGUACUCUGUCGGACCUUGUGAAGGACAUGGUGAAGGAGAUGGACGGGGACGACUUCUACUCGACCACGACGGACUUGUAUGACGAGUCUGCAGAGGAGCACUGGUUCAAAAUCGACAUCACCCUUGAGCCCGACGGCGAGGGCCUAGCCGCCGGCGAAGAUCCGCCGCCGCCCAUCCAUGCGGCAUCUCUACGCAAGCCAUGGUCGGAGUUCCAGCGGCUACACUACCUCCUUCUCGCCGAUGAGUUCGGCUGCGAUGAGGCGGUCAAGGAAAAGCUACCGGCGCUUCCAGCCCGCCCCCCUACAGCAGUGGCCAGGGGCGGUGUCGCAGGCAUCAGCAGCUGUGGCAGCGGCGGCGGCGGCAGCGGCGGCGGCGGCGGCGGGGGCAGCGGCAGCACCGAUGGCAGCUUCGGCAGCAGCAGCGUAAACAGCAGCAGCAGCGCUGAACUUGCUCAAGGUCUCGAUGCCUACCUCAAGGCGCUGUUGACUGUGCCUGCCGUCAUUCAAAGCCAGGUCUUCAGCGGUUUCCUAGCAGAGAGCGGCGGCGGCGGCGGCGGCGAUGGUUCGGCCGGGGCUUGCAGCGCUAGCGAGGAAGCGCGGAAGAGCCCCGAAACAGCGAUCGAUUUCCUGCUGCAGCCGUUCGAGUACGGCAGGGCGUACGUGCCGCGGCGGGCGGAGCACACGGAGAGCAUCGACGUUCUCCGCGGCGAGAGCGUGGUGUGGAAGUUCGAGGUGCUGGACCACCUAGACAUCGACUUCUCGGUCACGUUUCGACCCCACCCGCUGGCGGCGUCCUCCCGCAGGCCGCUCGAGGCGGACGAAGACGGCGGCCGGCCACCGACAGCGGAAGAAGCAGAAGACCUCGGUGUUCUCGACACUGGAGUGGGCUUGGCGAGUAGUCCGGGCCCCAGAGGCGUCGGCAACGGGGGUGUAGCUGCGUCAUCGGCGAACGGCGACAGCGGUAGCACCGAGGCCGGGAGGAAGCGUUCGAGAUGGUGGAGCAGAAGCGGCGGCUGCGGAGGUGCGGCGGGGGAAGCAGUUGGUGGGACUGGAGUAGGGGCCGUGAGCGCGCCGAAGGGUGAGACCGUGCACCUGCCGACGAGGUAUUCUACUGGGGGGGGCGAUCCGGUGCAAGGGAGCUUCAGCUGCCCCGCGGCCGGGACGUGCAUACUGCGUUGGGACAACGCCUUCAGUCGAUUGCGCGGGAAGCGACUUUGCUUCGUGUUUGAGUCUGUCACCGUGCAGACGAUGCAGGCGGCCAUCGAGGCCGCGGGCGCGGCCGAUCACAAGAGGCGCGCCGCGCGUAGCGCGGCAGCGCAGACCAUCCUGGACAGCGGGCGGGGCGAGGUCAAGGUCUGCGUGACGGCAGUCGGGGCCGCAGAUGACUAUAGCGGCGGCGAAGAAGACGGGAAAGAAGGUAACGACGGCGGCAUUUACUCUGUGAGCGCCGGAAGCUCCGACGCGAUCUACUACAGCAGCCUCUACAGGUUCGGGCGUGUCCGGAGGGUAGUGGCAGGUCUGCUGCGAGAUCUCGGCGGCAUGGUUGAUGUUACGAGAACCAGUGGCGGAAUCGACGGUGCUGCUAUUGCGGAAAGCGGCCGUGGCGGUAGCGGCAGCGGUAGCAGUGGCGGCAGCGCCUUUGACGUGGGAAGAGGUUCUGCGGGGAGGGGCGACAGGUACGGGAACGUUAACGCGGAGGGCGUUGCCAAGCUCGUGGCGCAGUUUGAGCUCUUGGAGGACGAGGUGGCCUCGGUCUCGGCUCGGCGGGCGCAAAGUGAGGCGCAGGCGAAGGUGCUGCUCGCGAACCUGCAGAAGUCCAACGCUAGGACCGAUAGACUCGAACGAAGCCUCGAGGAGACGCGGGAGGACCUCUCGACGGUUCGCGAGACCCUGCGCGAGACCGAGACCGCUAGGGACGAGGCGGCGGCGGCCGCGACGGAGGCCGGCGCCAGGCUGCAGACGUCCGAGGAGCAGCUUCUUCGCGCGAGACGGCAGCACAACCUCCUGCAGGCCGAGCGGAGCGUGUGGCACGUCGCUCGGAGCGGCAUCCAAGAGGAGCUGGCGAAGGUUGUAGCCGAGCUGGAGCAAGAGCGACAUCGCCACGAGGACACGAGCCGCGCCCUCGCCAAGUCCCACGAGUCCCGCGCGCACGCCGAGGCGGAGGCGGCGCGCCUGUCCCGCCGGCUGGAGGAGGAGCGCGGGGGCGCCGGGGGCGCCCGGGCGGCCCUCGCGGCCGAGCGCGAGGCCUCUCGCCUCGCCCGCGAGGAGGCCGAGGACGCCCGCACCGCCGUCGCCGAGCUGGACGCGGCGGUGGCGGAGCUGGGGGCGCAGAAGCGCGUGCUCGUCGCGGGGCUCCGCGCCCGCGAGCGGGCUUUGGGGGACCGCUGCGCCGGCGCCGAGGCCCGGGCCGAGGAGGCCGCGAUGAUGCGCCGGGCGGCGGAGGCCCGGGUGCGGGAGCUGGAGGAGGAGGCAGAGAGGCGGGAGGCGGCCCAGGCGGACGGGGAGGUACGGCUGCAACGCCUCCGGGCCGAGAAGAAGGUUCUUCUGGCGGAGGUUCGGCGGGGCGCGGGGGGGGAGGGAGGGGGGGCUGCUGCGGGGGUGAGCGCCGGAGGGGACGGAGGGAAGGAGAGCGAGGGCGUCGGUAGCUUGAGGGGGGUUGUGGGGGAUGACGCGCGCGGCCGAGAAGGCGCUGGUGGCGGCAGCGGUGGCAGCAGCCGUAGAGGUUCUCUCUCGCCGCGAUCUUCCGGCAAGAACGUCCAAGAUAACAAGGCACGCCGUUGA
Ectocarpus sp. CCAP 1310/34 is the source of this 3010-nucleotide messenger RNA. The record is from the annotation of a GenBank genome assembly. Lineage: Eukaryota; Phaeophyceae; Ectocarpales; Ectocarpaceae.